UUUUGUGUUGACUCUGUAGCUAGUUAGCUAACUACCAUAACCUUGUUUUCUCUAAAUACCUCUGGUAUUUAUAUUUAUUCGAAUAGCUUCAUAUACAGUAAAUGCUACAACUUAAAUCUCGAAAUUAUAAAAAAUGUUAUCAGGACCGUCAUGGAGAGAGACAACUUCCAACAGUAGCUAGCUUGCUAACGUAAGCUAGAUAGCUUCCUAGCCUUUUGCUAGACUGGAUCGUAACACUGACUCACCUGAACAAAAGUAGCUAAACGUUACCAACUCUUAACUGUAGCUAGCUACACAUAGACAGUUUGCUAUGAUGUCUGAAGCCAUCGUAACCUUCCAGUCUCAGCUCUCCGGAGUCAUGGAGACGGUAUUCAAGGCUGCUAUGUACGAGAUCACCAGGCUGGUGGAGGAUAGCUUCCUCAAGGAGGUGUCCCGGAGCCGGCAGCAGGUCGAGUCACUCAAGAAGCGGCUGCAGUUGUCGGAGAACAGGCGUACGGAUGGGGACAGAGAGCUCGACCGUACGGGGAAGUGUGCGGACUGUGGGAGAGCUGACGAGGAAGCCGAGGAGAGAAGCUCUGGAACCUCACAGACAGGUGUGGAGAGGGGGCGUGGCCUGAAGCAGGAGAAGGUACCAGGGGAGGAGUGGAGCAGCUGUGGGGGCGUGGCCAGGGAAACAGCCUUAAAUGAUCUGGAGGAGGCAGAGGCUACCAGCCCUAGGAGAAUCUCUGAGGUAGGUAGGGGACUGACUAAACACAUGGAGGCUGAGGCCACCAGCCCUAGGAGAAUCUCUGAGGUAGGUAGGGGACUGACUAAACACAUGGAGGCUGAGGCCACCAGCCCUAGGAGAAUCUCUGAGUCCACAGAGGUCGGAGGUCAGAAGCUGGACAGUCUGCUGAAAGAGGAGGCUCUCCACAACACUGAGCUACAGGAGAGAUGGGAGUUCUGCCUGGAUGGGGCCGAUGGUUCAGACGUCUCGGGGCCCAGUAAGAGUUUUAUUCAGCAGGAUCUACAGCGGUGCCAGGAUGACUGGGGGUCCGCUCUAGACCAGGGGCCUGAACCACCGGGCCCCGAGGGAGAGCCAGAGGACCCCACCGACCCUCUCUACCGCCCCCGCUACAGCAUGGAGGACCUUGGGGGCGCCUUUGAGAAGUCUGGUUACAGCGGUGAUGGUGGUAGCGACCAUCUUCUAGACAUGGAAGGGCUGGAUAGGCUUCCUGGUUCUCCGUCUCGUCUGGGGGCGCUGACCUACGGAGCUGUGGGUCACUACCAGGUGAACCUGGGGGGGUCUGAGGGGGGAGACCAUCACCAUCGCUCCCACAUGCCUCGCUCCCAUCAGAGCCGGAGGGAGCAGGUGGGGUCGCCAACGCCAUCCCCCCACCCGGAGGUGGGAGGCCGGAACUGCCUGUUGAUAAACGAGGAGGGGUACCUGCAGGACUCCAGUGUCUUGUACCCAGAACACGGUGUCCCAGAGUCAGGUAGUAGAGCCGGCCACAGGGGGCUAACCUCCAUCCACUCUGGGAGCUCAGCCCACAACAACAACACAGAGAGCCUGUAUGGUGCUGCUGAUGACUUUGGACUCUCUUUAAACCUCAGAGAUCGUUCACAAGAGCAGGUAACAGGAGGAGGGGGGAGGCGUCAUGCCUGCAAUCAAUGUACCAUGACCUUCCCAGACUUUGGUUCCCUCAAGGCCCACAAGCAGACACACAAAACUGGUAGAGAGUCAGGGUCUGGGCCUCCAUACUCCUGCACCCAGUGCGGUAAGAUCUUCACCCAGGCCUGCAACCUCAAGGUCCACCAGCGAGUCCACCAGGCAGAGGGACUUCACCUCUGCAGCCACUGCGGCAAGGGCUUCACCUCCUUCUCCGACCUGAAGAGGCACAAGUGCAGCCAGACCACAGACAAGCCCUACUGCUGCUCCAUCUGUGGGAACAAGUUCAGUCGGCUCUGGAACCUCAAGCUGCAUCAGCGCAUUCACACGCAGGAGAAACCCCACCGCUGCACUAUGUGUGACAAGAGCUUCACACGCGCAGACAUUUUGAAAGUGCACCUGCGCAUCCACACCGGGGAGAGACCUUACUGCUGCGCUGUGUGUGGACUCCGCUUCAAACGACUGGACCAUCUGAAGUUGCACCAGCGCAAACACAGGCCGGAUCUCCUGAACUGAAUUAAAAAAAGUUACAUUUUUGUUAUUUAGCAUAUGCUUUUAUCCAAAGCGACUUACUUUUCAUUCAACUUAGUUGGUUCGUUAUUAUUUUAUUUGACAUUGAGAAAAAAAAUGUUUUUGAUCAAUUGUUUAUUAAUAAGGACAUUGAAAAUAUGAGCUGUUGGAAAUCUAACCAUGUGUUGAAUAAGAAUGUAUGCCUUAAAUGAUACAUUGUCUGUGAAUUGUCUGUCAUAAUGACCAUGCCAACCUACCAAACAUUAGAAUAAUACUGCUUUCAUGAAGUCUGCAGUGGUGUAAAGUACUUAAGGAAAAAUACUUUAAAGUACUACUUAAGUAGUUUUUUGGUGUAUCUGUGCUUUACUAUUUAUGUUUUUUACAACUUCUCCUUUUACUUCACUACAUUC
Messenger RNA from Oncorhynchus mykiss (rainbow trout), 2568 nucleotides. RefSeq lists its product as uncharacterized. The record is from RefSeq and is a predicted model, not a curated record. Gene Ontology annotation, cellular component: nucleus. Gene Ontology annotation, molecular function: DNA-binding transcription factor activity, RNA polymerase II-specific; RNA polymerase II cis-regulatory region sequence-specific DNA binding. Lineage: Eukaryota; Metazoa; Chordata; Actinopteri; Salmoniformes; Salmonidae. Gene Ontology annotation, biological process: regulation of DNA-templated transcription.